GAAUUGAGCGCCAAUGGCCUCAAAAUGUCUUAUGCUUACAUAGUUUUUUUUCUUAACUUAUUAUAACCACUGUCGAAGUGCUAUCGCUGGUAGGCACUUCAUCAAGUUCACAAUGCUCACGUGUCAAAUUGAAAUUAUUUAAAACAUUGAAUAAUUCAGAUGUUAUCCCUUUAGCUUCUUUUAUUAAGUACAAUAUUAUAUUAAAUAGAUUGUAACAUUUAGAAAAAUAACUAAGUAACUAGUAUAAAUAGUCAGUCCAAUGUCAGUAUAUUGUAUUCGUGAUGUAUAUAUCAAUCAGGACAUUUUAUCCGGUUUUUACAAUGGAAAGAAAUAGUCAAAAGAGAUCAGAACUUGAAAGUUCCAAAAGCACUAUAUUUGGAUAUACUAUUGAAAUCGGAAAUACCACUUAUGAAAAUACUUUGGAAGAACGCAUACAAGCUGCUAAAAAUGCUUCGUCAAGUGCUAAAAACCUAGCACAAAAACAAAAUAUUCAAGAAAAAUUAUCAAAGAUUAGGAAUGCAAGUGAACAUACAUAUGCUCAAAAUAUAGCUAUUAAGAAAUCAACAAAUUGUGCUCAAGAAUUAAAAAUUAAAAAUAAGCAAUGGGCAUCUAUAAAUAAAACAGAUAUUGAAACUUCAACUAAUAUUCCUUUUCUAAAAAACUUGACUAAAACUAAUAAUAUAAAUUCAAAUUUUGAAUCCAAAUGUAACCCAAAUUUUUUAAAACCAACGCACAAAGGAGGCGGUUCAAUGCAACUCCGAUUAGAAGCUAUAAAAGCUAAUAAGAAGUUAUCUAAUAGAAUUUCUCAUGAAUAUAGUAAUACUUUAGAAUCAAAUAAUCCUUCAAAAAUUGUGAGUCUUCAAGAUAAUAUCCCCCUAAUGAAAAAUCAUAGUUCUAAAUUGUGUACUACUAAUAUGUCCAAACGCAAUGAGUACAAAACCAGAUCAACUGUACAAAAACAUCUCGAAGAAAAUAAAUAUACUGGACACUGUGAUCGUACUAAGGAUAUUACUAAUACACCAUAUAAAAUGGUAACAUCUGUUCAAAAUAGACUCAUAAGUGCAAGAGAACAAAUUACUGCCAAAUCCAAAGAUAAUUAUGAAUUUAAUGUUUCAAAAUGUGGAAUGAUUAAAAAACCACCAAUAUGUGAAUCAGGCAAUAUUCACCAUGAUACAAACACAUUGGUGCGUAACAGUAAAAAUAAAACAAAACGGUUAAACCAACCUAAUCAAAGCAACAAGAAAAAGAGACCAGGACUUGUAUCAACUACUAAAAAAAUCAUUUUAAAUAACAAUUCCUCUGUUAAUAAAUGUAUUGAUCAACAGUUAAUGAAUGUACAGCAAAAACCAACUGUACCAAUUCUAAAUAAUAUGAUUUCGUCUUGUUCUUCUUCUGAAACAGUUGUAUCAACAAAACUGGGAAAUCAAUGCAUUUUAUCAAAUUCAAAGUCUAAGGAACUUGACUCUUUUAGUUUUGUUAGGCCACAAACUUCUUGUAGUCAAACAUCUGAAAUUAAAAAGAGUACGCAAUUUAAUAAUGAUGAGUCAAUGGAAUGGGAAGAAAUAAUUGAAACUGAAGACAUAGUUGAAAAAGUUAAUGACUUGAGAAGAGCUAAACAUACCUAUGAACCUAUGGAAUGGACACCGGAUUCAAUCAUGCACAGUGAUAGAAUUAAUUACUGUUUAGUGAUUGAUACAAAUAUACUUUUAUCAGAUCUGAACUCAAUUACUAUUCUUAUAGACAAAAAUUUAACUGAUUAUGGUUAUCCAACAAUUGUAUUACCCUGGCAAGUUUUAAAAGAACUUGACUGCAUAAAGAAUGGUGAAACUGCAAUUGCUUAUCGAGCACGUGAAGCUACCCGAUGGUUAUUAGAAAUGCUUUCAAAACGUCAUCCAAGAUUAAAAGGUCAACCUAUGACAAAAAAGAGUUAUAUGGGUUCUGAUGAUGAUAUUUUAAAGUGUGCCAUAACUGUAAAAGAGAGGGUGAAUAUUGUAUAUUUAGUUACCGAUGAUAAAAUUUUAAACAUAAAAUCAGAAUUUAAUGGAAUAUCAGUAAAAAAUUCAUUAUGGCUCCAAAGUUUAGUUACAGAUACAAAUCAAAACAACUCAGACAUUUUCCAAGAGGCUGUUAAAAAUUAUCCAAUAAUUGAAAACAAAUCAAUUAUGAAAUUUGAACCUCACUUACAACAUAUUAUAGUAAGGGUUUUACAAUGUGCUGUGCGUCUUAAUAAUAACUAUUCCAUUAAUACACAAGAAUUAUGGUGGGAAAUAUACUCACUGUCAGAACCAUUCAAUUUACCUCAAUUGUUAGUAAAGCUAAAAGAACAUUGGAAAAUAAUAGCACCUCAUCAGUUACUUAAAGCCCCCGAAAAACAAUUGGAUUGUAUGGAAUAUUUUUUUAAUGAUCUCAAACAAAUCUCACCUGAAAUUAGCCUUAGUUGGACUGAAUUUUACAAUUUUCUCAAGUGUUGUACAGAAACUAUAAUUGCAUUACCGUAUGAAUAUUAUCAUAUUACUGAUGUACUUUUAUACGAUUUGAUGGAAGCUAGAAAAUCUUUAAAACAGAAACUAUAUUGUACCACACAAGAUGAUGACUCAUAUUUUUCGUUAAGUAGUUUAAGCAUUUCAAACAAUAAUGCUCUUGAUAUUGACAUCAUUUUGCACAAUGUUUCAAAAGCAGUUGAUACAUUUUGCUCAUAUGUAUACAAUGAUAAUGGAUUUAAUCGCGACUGGUCUGAAGAUAAACUAAAAUGUGGUGUUCAUAUUAAAACAAUAAAUGUUGAUGAGAAAAUUGAAGACUAUUGUUGUAAAUUAUCAAAUAUUAUCAAAAUUAUGUUAAAAAUAAAGUUAUUAAAAACUGAAGAAAUACUGGAAUCUCACAUAAUUAUUGAUGCAUUUUUAAAAGCAAUUACUGAAUUCAAUGAAGACUCUGUGGACUUGAAGAAGGAAAAUGUCAUUGAUUAUUGUUUGCUGAAAAAUGAAAAUUCAUUUUUUCAUGUUUUGGUAACCUUUCAAAAUAAUUUGGCAGCUAUGAAAAAUUUGAUUACUACCAUUAAGUCUUAGUUGUAUUUAUUUAUUAAUUAAAUAAGUUGAUAUUUAUUAAUGUACCAAAAAUGUGUAACAUAAAUAUAUUUUAAAGUUUUUAAUCUGUA
Myzus persicae (green peach aphid) is the source of this 3151-nucleotide messenger RNA. RefSeq names its product transcriptional protein SWT1-like. Gene Ontology annotation, cellular component: nucleus. The record is from RefSeq and is a predicted model, not a curated record. NCBI's taxonomy places the organism in Eukaryota, Metazoa, Arthropoda, Insecta, Hemiptera, Aphididae. The transcript is spliced from 16 exons. Bases 282 to 3062 code for a protein of 926 amino acids.